CCGUUUAAACUAUCAAAAUCAAUCCUUUCACAGAUAUCUCACGGUUCAGAUCCCUGUUCAAUCCUUUGGAAGCUACUUUUUUUUCUUCCGAAUUUGCUGAAGUUAUUGUUGCUUAUUAUAUAAAUGGCGAACAGAGUUCAGAUUCGCACAAACAGUUCAGCAUUCAUUGCUAUGAUCGCCGACGAGGAUACAAUUACUGGAUUUUUGCUGGCUGGAGUUGGCAAUGUUGAUUUGAGGAGGAAGACUAAUUACCUCAUUGUGGACUCAAAAACAACAAUGAAACAGAUCGAAGAGGCAUUCAAAGAAUUCACAACAAGAGAAGAUAUUGCAAUAGUGUUAAUCAGCCAAUAUGUUGCAAACAAGAUAAGGUUCUUAGUAGAUAGCUAUAACAAACCAAUACCAGCAAUUCUGGAGAUACCUUCCAAAGAUCAUCCUUACGAUCCUGCACACGACUCUGUUCUUUCCCGCGUGAAAUACCUCUUCUCUACUGAAUCAGUGGCAUCUGGAAGACGUUAAAAAGUAUUACUAGAAGCUAUAUAUGCAUAAUAUUGUCUCAUCCCUUGAAAUGUUUUGCCUUGGAUGUGUUUUCUUGAUUCAACAAUUCUUGCUUUUAAGUUAUGUCUCACUUUUUAAGGGUAUAUUAUGCCAAUGAUCCCCAACCUUUUACCCUCAUUGCAAUCUUAUCCCAACCAUUAUUUUGUAACGUUUCUACCUUAAAACUUGCAAUAAUUAUUGGACAGUUUCAUA
Olea europaea var. sylvestris is the source of this 747-nucleotide messenger RNA. Its product is annotated as V-type proton ATPase subunit F-like. Gene Ontology annotation, biological process: proton transmembrane transport. Gene Ontology annotation, cellular component: proton-transporting V-type ATPase, V1 domain; membrane. Gene Ontology annotation, molecular function: proton-transporting ATPase activity, rotational mechanism. Bases 124 to 516 code for a protein of 130 amino acids. NCBI's taxonomy places the organism in Eukaryota, Viridiplantae, Streptophyta, Magnoliopsida, Lamiales, Oleaceae. The transcript is spliced from 4 exons. The record is from RefSeq and is a predicted model, not a curated record.